UCGGCCAUGGGAAGGACUAAUUCAUGGCGUUUAGUCCCAAGGUGUGGGAAGGGGUCCGCUUGAACCUGGUUCAGGCGGCCCGAAGCCAGGCCCCAGCUCCGCCAUUCACACCCUCCGAGACUUCUCUGGGAUUCAUUUUCCUUGUCUGUAAAAUGAAGGGGAGGAUAGGACUAAGUGGCCCCUCGGAACUCUCCCAGCUCUAGGUUUUUAAUCCUAUGAGACCUAUCAUUUAUAACCAGACACAAGGGACGGUUUGAGAAAAUGAGGCCCAGGAAAAUGAGACGGGAACAACGUCAAGCAGCUGCUACGGGAAGGACCCACGAGUCCAAGCCAGAUCUUUGGAUUCCCGCUCCGGCACCCAGGAAACGGGAGGAAAGCCAGGCAUCCCGCCUCCGAGCCUUUGCUCACCUCCAUCCCCACCCCCAGCGGUCCGUUUCCCCAGCCAGCCAAUCUGGGGCUGCCGAGCGGAACGAGGCUGGGAAUGCCCAGCCCGAGGCGCUGCGGAGGAGAGACUGGGGCUGGGAGCCGGGGGCGGGGCCCGUGGACCGAAGGGCGGGACAAAGGAUUCGGGCGAGGCCGGGAGGCGGGGCUCUCGGGCCGCUGCCUCAGGGGGCGAUGGUGGAGAGGCCCUUGGAGCACUAUGAGACCCCGGCUCUCCGAGUCUUCUCUAGACAGGUACAACCAUCUUUAGGACGAAGGUGGCCAACUCCCAGGGAAUUCCAGCCCAAACUCUCAAAAGUUCGCCAGGUGAGGAAGGCAGCCACGGAGGGGCAAGGGGCUCGAAAAUGGUCAUCUCCAAUCACAGAGUAUCUAAAGCGUGUCCCAGAGGGCUAUCCCUGUGCCUGCCCGCAGGAGAGUAACCCCAGCAACAGGUCUGGCUACCCACACAACACCCAGAGUGACAACCUUUUUCGGAGGUUCCUGUGGCGAAUAAGAGAGAGAUGGAAACUACUUGGCCUUUUUGAGAUCGACUCCGGACACGAGCAUUAUAAGCUGACGUGCAUGAUUAAGACAGGGCUUCACCAUGCCAUCCAGCUCUCCAUCGACCACCCUUCCAGGCAACCCCUAAAGGAGGAAGAUUAUUCGUCUGUAGUGACCCAGACCCAUGAGGGCUUUGAAAUGGACACCAUGGCAGGUCCUGUCUUUGCUCACCUUCGACACUUUCUGGGCCUGGCAGAAAAGGAUUACCAGAACUCCUUGAGUUCCAAAAGCUGCUUCCUACAGUUCAUCAGUAACUCCAAGAGCAAAGCAAACUUCUUCCUGACACAUGACAAGCGUUUCUUCCUGAAGACCCAAGAAAAGCGAGAGAUCCAAUUCCUGCUCUCCAAACUGGCCCUCUACAUUCAUCACCUCCACGAAUACCCCCAUUCCCUGCUUGUCAAGUUUCUGGGGAUCCACAGCAUCAAAGUGGCCCAGGGAAAGAAGAAAUACUUCAUCAUCAUGCAGAGUGUCUUCUACCCUGAUGAGCGAAUUUCUGAAAGGUAUGACAUUAAGGGGUGCCAAGUGAACCGCUGGACAGAACCUCUGCUUUCAGAGAGCCAAAUUAUCGUGGUGCUAAAGGAUCUCAACUUUGAGGGACACACCAUCUCUCUGGGGUCCCACCGGAGCUGGUUUCUCAAGCAGAUAGAGCUGGACACAGCUUUCCUGCGUGACCUCAACGUUCUGGACUACAGCCUCCUGGUAGCCUUUCAGAAGCUCCACUCAGACGAGAAGCAACAAAGCAAGAAUAUUUUGACUCGUAUAGCCAGGUCUGUGCACGGGGCGUGGGGCGAGGCCUCCACGGUGCCCUACCUGGCUCCCGAGGCGGUGACCAAGCGCCUGAAGACCGACCACCCCUCCACCAAGAGGGGCUCCUACAACCUGCUGGCCCACAACUGCCGGCUGCUGCCCGACGCGCACAACGCCCUGCACACGCUGGACGGCCCCGAGCACCGCUACUUCAUCGGGAUCAUAGACUUCUUCACCGUCUACAACCUCCGCAAGCGCAUAGAGUUCCUGUGGAAGUCCCUGCUGCAUCCCUCCCAGUCCUUCUCCACCGUCAACCCGGCGCACUACGCCAGCCGCCUCUACCGCUGGGUGGAUGCUCACACGGUGUGACGCGCCUGCGCCCCCCCGCACUGCCGCCGGGGGGCGCCGCCUCCCGACUCCUGUCUCGUCCUCCUGGAACGCCCGGGGAAGGAGAGAACGUAGCGGGAAGAGCCCGGCCCGGACGUUAGGCUACCAGCAGUCCCAGCCCCACCUCUGCCUCUAAUUUACUAUGCUUCCUUCACCUGGG
Messenger RNA from Sarcophilus harrisii (Tasmanian devil), 2275 nucleotides. RefSeq names its product phosphatidylinositol-4-phosphate 5-kinase like 1 (gene PIP5KL1). The transcript has 11 exons. The coding region runs from base 262 to 2097 and encodes 611 amino acids. NCBI's taxonomy places the organism in Eukaryota, Metazoa, Chordata, Mammalia, Dasyuromorphia, Dasyuridae. The record is from RefSeq and is a predicted model, not a curated record. Gene Ontology annotation, biological process: phosphatidylinositol metabolic process. Gene Ontology annotation, molecular function: phosphatidylinositol kinase activity.